AUGCCGUCGGCCGCGGCCCGUCGGAUAUACGAGGACCAAAUACCAUCAUUCAUGUCAGUCUUUGAUCUCGACGCAGAGACCAUGGCCGACCGCGAAACCGUUACACUUGUCGACCCUAGCAGGCUGGCCGGGAUGGAGCCCAAGGCGCCUGCCGCCCUGGAUCCGCCAGCACAGCCAGGCCUCGGCCUGAAUGCGAUGCCGUCGGAGGCAGCCCACAAGCAUCACGACAGCACGUCAACACAAAUGUCGGAAUCGACAGACUCCUCACCCACCACGACGCUCUCGACCACGGACUCGUCGCCGCUAUCCGACCCAUCGCCCUCGUCAUCCCCCGAUUCUCCCAUUAAUUUAAUACCACUGGGUAACUAUCCGUCUACCACCUUCGGAUGUCAUGUUCCCCAUGGCACCAUGCUCAGCAUUCCUGAGGCAAGCACGUUGGAGCGUCCCAUGACGUCGCCCGCCCCUCGUCGGCCUCGCAAUAUGAAGGGCUUGUCUAUCCAACCCCCUGCGUCUCUGACGGUUGCCUCGAGGACCUUGGCUACCGAGCCGUCCUCUCCUUCAUUCACCUUUAUCAAGCCCAAGAUUCCGACCAUGAAGCGGAAGCCGAGUCAGCUCAGCCUCAAGACAAGCACUUCGGAUCUGAUGACCAAGACAUCAACGGAGAUGCCGGCAUCUCCAGCAAUGCCUCCAAUUCUACAUCGCCGAGCCCUCAAGCACUCGACGUCUUCGCCCCACAUGCUUGCAGGCCUCAAAUCCUCCACCUUCGGGCCACCGGGCGGAAUGAUGUUUCCCAAAGUGCUAGAACGCAAUGAAUCAGGCUUAUCGAAGGUUCUGCGCCCUAUGAAGCCCGCCGAGGAUGUUGAAAUGGAUACGGUCGUGUCCGAGACCGAGUCGCCGAUCAAGACCCAGCUCGCCCAUCGAGCCGACCACGAGCCCCACGACGGCAGCGUCAACAACGAGGAUCAGAAGUCGCCAGGAUACUCGGACGGCCCCGUGGCUAUCUAUGGCGACGAUGUCUUUCUCUAUAUGGAGCCGACGGCGGAGGAGGCAUCGCGAUUCGACGUCGUCAUCAACGUGGCCCGCGAGGUUAAGAACCCGUUUGACGUUGUGCAGUCAACUCAACAAGCCUUUGCUUGGCUUGGUCAGUCUCUGCAAACCUCGCCUCCAGGAGAAAGUCCCAUACCCGAUACAGGCCUCACCACGGCUAGCUUUGCGACGGCCUUUGAGUUCCCGCCGCUCGACGACAAGCCGUCAGAGACGCCCACUACUCCCAAAGCGCACACUUUUAGGGCCCCCGAAUACAUCCACAUUCCGUGGGACCACAACACGAACAUUGCGCCCGAUCUGAUGCGUCUGUGUGAAACAAUCGAGAGCCGAACAAGAGAGGGCAAGAAGGUGCUCGUUCAUUGUCAGCAAGGAGCCAGUCGAUCGGCGAGUCUCAUCAUCGCCUACGGCUUGUACCGAAACCCCGACCUGAGCCUCAAUGAUGCCUACUACGCGGCGCAAGCCAAAAGUCGCUGGAUCAGCCCGAAUAUGAAGCUCAUGUACGCGUUACAGGACUUUCACAAGGAAUUGACCGAAAAGCGAUUGCAGCCGACGUCUGCGUAUCGACCGAGGACGAGCCGUAGCCCAACCAAACACAGGCUCACGCUCUCGGUCGACGCUGCCGAGAUGGCGUCCAAGGAGCCCCGAACUGCUCCCCUACCAGGUGAGAGCGAUCGCGCCGGCAACGACGGCUCGGAGCACAGCCCGCAGCGCACCCGGGGCGGCUUGACGGCUGAGGCCAAUAUUCUGUCCUCGGGUCCGGCCUCAGCACCGCUAACCUGUACGUGGAGGGAUCAAGUGCAGGAGAAGCCCCUUCAGCCAGUCACCAGUUUGAAGCUAGAUGAGCUGCCUCAGCGGCCAAAGUGGGAUGCGACAAGCUUUGGACCGUGCUCGAUCAUGCCCGACGCACCACAGGAAAGUACGACAAGUCAAGCGGACCAAGCCCCUGUCUUGUUUUCUGGCCUUGACUCAUCGAGCCCGGAUCGAGCCGAAUCUGAGAACACGGGAUCUGAAGGAGACGAAAGCCUCGAGAGGACGGUGAUUGUGGUAUCAGCGUGUUCUGAUGAUGAGGCUCUCAUGUCACCUCGAGCUGAAACCAUGACCAACAACCCCCUUCACGGCUUUACCCGUGUUGCUGGGAUGCGGUUCGUCGAGUCGCCUGCGACGCCUACGGCGGGCCUCUUUUCUCCUAGGGACGUCAUGUUCCCUCGAGAUCCUUUCUCAUACUUUGGACGGCCUUCGAGUUUCGGACGGCCCCCUCAAGUAGCCGACCCACGGAGUCCACCAAUGCGGGGCGAGGCGCCGAUCAUUCGCUCAAUUGACGACAUGAUAUGA
Molecule: messenger RNA, 2379 nt
Organism: Hirsutella rhossiliensis
Lineage: Eukaryota; Fungi; Ascomycota; Sordariomycetes; Hypocreales; Ophiocordycipitaceae
Product: dual specificity phosphatase, catalytic domain-containing protein
Exons: 1
Coding region: 1-2379 (792 amino acids)
Biological process (GO): negative regulation of MAPK cascade; protein dephosphorylation
Cellular component (GO): cytosol; nucleus; cytoplasm
Molecular function (GO): protein tyrosine/threonine phosphatase activity; MAP kinase tyrosine/serine/threonine phosphatase activity
Source: RefSeq, a predicted model, not a curated record